AUGGCUUCAAAGCUGGUCCCCGAGAUAAUAAUCCAAAUCCUGAAGAACUUCGAGACCGUGGAAGAAGUUGUGGUCUGCGCUUCAGCAUGCAGGAGGUUCCAUGAUGUUUGGUUGUGCCAUGCUCCUCAGAUAAUAUGGAGUAUUGCACAGAAGCAAAUUCUGGCGUUGGAUGAUGCCUUGAUGGCAGUUCGAGCGACAGAAAUCGUGCUUGAAAGCUUCCAGAAAGAAGAGUUACCCCCAGACCCGUUUCCCCUUUCCACGUUGAGUGGUGCCGUUCGCAGACCGUCGCUCAGAGAAUUCCGGCAGGUGCGCGACUUUGAGCAUCUGGCCAAGUGUGCUGAACAGAUCUAUGUGGGAGACGAGGAGGACUUGAAGAAUGAAAUACAACGUGACCAGUCGGACGGCGCUGCACUGUGGGUUCUAUGGAGAGAGCGAUUCCACAGUUCUAUCUACCGAGUCCUCCUGGCAGGCGCCGUUCUCUAUCGUGCAUACCAGGAACCGAUGUACUUUGCGGCAAAUUGGGGACUACCGAAUUUUCUGGAGAAGUAUGUCGAGGCAUUGGCAUCUGAUGACAUGUCGAGCGAGCCAGUGGGUGGAGACGAGCUCGAUUAUCUCAUGACCUUUGCCCCCUACAAGCUUGGAGAGGGUGGAGGCAUUCAUGGUAGCUUCAAGGCUCUUGGAGAGUUUCUUGUUCAGCAAGGCAAGAAGCGCGCGCACCAGUUUAACCUUCACGAGCAAACCACAGAGAUCCUUCCCCCUUUCGCAGCGCCUCAAGGCCUUAGUUCCUCAGAGGCGGCUGUUGUGUUCGUCGAACUGGGCCAGCUGCUUUUUGCCUUGGAGGUUUUGACUGGCAUUCAGGAUAGGCAACCGAUCAUCGUGAAUGGGAACGGCUCCGAAGAACAUGGGAGAACCAGAGUUGCCCCGGAUCUUCUCUACAAGCCUGCCAGAACGACUCCUGUUGUGCUAUUUGGAACCUUCUUUCCUGAGUAUAUCUCAACUCCAGCAAAGGCCGCUGAUGCAGUCGACUCUCAUCUUGUCGCUACUCCUGUUUCGCGUACGUCACAGACAAGAUCAGGGGUAGGGUUUCAGCAUAUCUACCAGUUCCUGUAUGAUCUGCACCGAAUGGCGGGCCGUGACAAUGAAUUCUCUUCCCAAAACCCUGCGCGGUAUCCUCACCAUCAAUUCUUCGAGUACAUGUUGAGAGAGUACCUGGAGCUCCGGUUCGUUGACAGUGAGUUUGACUGUCAUUACGACGAGUUCAGGGAGGACGGUUUCAUCUUCGCGGAACGAGAUGAUCUUCUGACUGCCUCUGAAUUUACUGAAACAAGUGAUAUGACAGCCCUAGCUGCAUUAUUUGAGCCGGUAGCUUCAACUACUGGAAAAACUUGA
This is a messenger RNA of Aspergillus lentulus, 1389 nucleotides long. Its product is annotated as putative 4-hydroxy-2-oxoglutarate aldolase, mitochondrial. NCBI's taxonomy places the organism in Eukaryota, Fungi, Ascomycota, Eurotiomycetes, Eurotiales, Aspergillaceae. Gene Ontology annotation, molecular function: 4-hydroxy-tetrahydrodipicolinate synthase activity. The record is from RefSeq and is a predicted model, not a curated record.